AUGACAUACUUAAGUAAUGGUGAAUAUUUUCCCUCUUUUAUGAGUCUCGGUGAUUUCAAUAAUGCCACUCGGUUAGAUAUUGCUGUUAUUUAUCAGUAUCCAAAGAGUGUUGGCAUUCUUUUAGAACAUGGUAAGGGUACAUCUAACAGUAUUGUAACAUUAUUAACUGGCGCUGACUCUAAUCCAGAUUAUCUUAGUAUAAGCGAUUUUAACAAUGACGAUCGACUGGAUAUUGCCAUUACGAAUAUCGGUGAAAAUAACUUCGAUAUUUUUCUUGAAUAUGGCAAUGGAACUUUUACAGCUCAAAUAAUAUUGCGUACUAAUGAAGAUGCUUCUCUAUCUGCAAUCGUUACUAGCGAUUUCAAUAACGAUGGUUUUAAAGACAUUGGUGUUACUAUAUUGAACAAUAGUGUAAGUCGCACUCUAUGUUCCACUGAACGAAAUUACACUGCUGUGGAACAUGAAGCUCUAGCUAUUGUAUGGGCAACCAAACACUUUCGGCAAUAUCCCGAAGGGGGUUCAGUGAUCGUCCGCUCUGAUUUCAAAGCUCGCGAAUGA
Messenger RNA from Rotaria socialis, 558 nucleotides. Lineage: Eukaryota; Metazoa; Rotifera; Eurotatoria; Philodinida; Philodinidae. The record is from the annotation of a GenBank genome assembly.